Ylistrum balloti is the source of this 1800-nucleotide messenger RNA. Its product is annotated as NAD-dependent protein deacylase sirtuin-6-like. Lineage: Eukaryota; Metazoa; Mollusca; Bivalvia; Pectinida; Pectinidae. Gene Ontology annotation, molecular function: NAD+ binding. The record is from RefSeq and is a predicted model, not a curated record. The transcript has 6 exons. Bases 31 to 1212 code for a protein of 393 amino acids.
CUUACUUCUGAAGAACUAUAAAGGCACAAAAUGGCUGCUGCUGGUGAUAAAGAAGCUGAUACACAUCAUUGCCAUCUAAAAGCUUGUAAACUUGGAGGAACUGUCAACCCAAACAAUGGCAGAGUAGAUGUGCGUGGUUUCACUGUCAAGGCUAAACCAGAAUUCCUGGCAAAUUGGGAUGAUGAUGGUGUAGGAGUGUUUCACAUGGUAUGCUGGGAGCUACUGAAUGACCUAGCCCACAAGUCAGAGGUCACUGAACUUUGCAGUCAGGAGAAGGCUCUUGUACUGGAGGCGGAAGAGACAGCAGAGUUUCAUCAGUCUGUUGAUGCUCUCAUGGCAGACACAACCAGGAUAGCUCUCAUGAUUAAAGAAUGCAAAUAUCCUAUUGCAUUUACAGGUGCCGGGAUCUCAACAUCAGCUGGUAUCGGAGAUUUCCGGGGCAUUCAUGGAAAGUGGACCAACCGUGAUAAAGAAAAGGAGCAUGGAAGUCAGAAGGAAGGAAAAACAAAAGCCAAACGAAAUGUAAUGUCGCUGCGCCCAACAUACACUCAUGAAGCUUUGCUCAAGUUGCUAGAGAUGGGACACCUUCAGUAUAUCAUAAGUCAGAACACUGAUGGUCUUCAUCGUCUGUCUGGUGUGCCAGAGGAUAAAAUCUCAGAACUUCAUGGAAAUGGUUUUGUAGAAAAAUGUGAAAAAUGUAACAAACGUUAUGUGAUGAAUCAUAACCACAGAUUUGGCCCCAAGGACCCUAAAGUGCCUGUGAAGAAAUGUGGACACUGUAGAAUCAAUCACAGGACAGGAAGAAUAUGUCCUGAUCCAAAAUGCAAAGGCUAUUUAAUGAACACCAUUAUAAACUUUGGGGACAACCUUGAAGGAGAGGUACUGGAUAAUGCUGUAGCUAAUGCCAAGAGAGCAGACAUGGUGCUGACCCUAGGAUCAACCCUUAGAGUCUCUCCAGCCAAUAGUCUGGUCACUAUGGGUCAAAAGCCGGUCAAACUUGUCAUCUGCAACAGGCAAACAACACCUUAUGAUGAUGUUUGUGAGAGGAAAGACCCAUCCACCAAAGUACAGCUUGGCUGUCGUGUGUUUGGGGACUGUGAUGACUUGAUGAGAGCAGUCAUGCGACAGGUAGUGGACGCUAGUGAACUUGAGGAGUGGGAACUAGGUCGAGAGGAAAGGAUCAAGUCUUACAAUAGCAAACGAAAGCACUAAAUCUACACGCUGAUCCAAAUUAUUUGUUUUACUGGAAAAUUUGAUUGAGUUUGAUUUGUGUCUAUGGAUGUUUUGUAAUAUGAUUGCCUAUUUUUAGCACCAUUUACAAUUAUUUAAGACUGUAUCGUUUUAUGAUUCAAGCACUCUACCUGUUUAAAAUAAUUAUCAUAUUCAACUUUGAAAGGUAUUUCCCUUUUAAAAGGAAACUAUUGUAUUGCUUUCCAAAUAUAUCAUUUUCAUACACCCAAUACAUGCAUUUAUACGCGUAGAUAUUGAUCAGGAAAAAGACUCAAUAAUUAUGUCUACUGCAGAGGUACACAUAAUUGUAAUUUUAAUGAAGUUAUAACAAAAAUGUGUAGUGAAGGACUACAUUGUGUAACACUGUUUGGUCAUAUGAUCACUACUGUGAUAUCAUCAAUGUAAUGACAUGACCUUUACUGUUUUGUAAUAAGUAUGUUUAAUACAUACUUAGCUAGAAUUUGUCAACUUGUCAGAUUAAUUUCCAGCAUACCUUUCCAUGUAAUAUGAUAUCUCAUUAUGUCAUACAUUUUCAAUGCAUAAGUUAUGUUUUUCAUUAUUGAAUGUGAA